Molecule: messenger RNA, 1170 nt
Organism: Propithecus coquereli (Coquerel's sifaka)
Lineage: Eukaryota; Metazoa; Chordata; Mammalia; Primates; Indriidae
Gene: REEP2
Product: receptor accessory protein 2
Exons: 8
Coding region: 149-913 (254 amino acids)
Biological process (GO): endoplasmic reticulum tubular network organization
Cellular component (GO): endoplasmic reticulum membrane; cytoplasmic microtubule; endoplasmic reticulum tubular network
Molecular function (GO): taste receptor binding; microtubule binding
Source: RefSeq, a predicted model, not a curated record
GGCGGUUCGGCGCUCCGCUGCCCCCGCGGCGGCUGCUGCUGCUGCUCCUGCGGCUCCUGCUGCCGCUGCCGCCGCUGCCGCUCGGCCUCGGGCAGCUGCAUCCUCAGGCCGGGCCGGGUCCCCGCCCCGCGCUGCGCCCGGCCCCGCCAUGGUGUCCUGGAUCAUCUCUCGCCUGGUGGUGCUCAUCUUUGGCACCCUGUACCCAGCCUAUUCUUCCUACAAGGCGGUGAAGACAAAAAACGUGAAGGAAUAUGUGAAAUGGAUGAUGUACUGGAUCGUCUUUGCCUUCUUCACCACGGCCGAGACGCUCACGGACAUAGUGCUCUCCUGGUUCCCCUUCUACUUUGAGCUCAAGAUCGCUUUCGUAAUAUGGCUGCUGUCCCCUUACACCAAGGGCUCCAGCGUGCUCUACCGCAAGUUCGUGCACCCAACGCUGUCCAACAAGGAGAAGGAGAUAGAUGAGUACAUCACGCAGGCCCGAGACAAGAGCUAUGAGACCAUGAUGAGGGUGGGCAAGAGGGGCCUCAACCUGGCUGCCAAUGCUGCAGUCACAGCUGCUGCCAAGGGCCAGGGGGUGCUGUCGGAGAAGCUCCGAAGCUUCAGCAUGCAGGACCUGACCCUGAUCCGGGAUGAGGAUGCACUGCCCCUUCAGGGGCCUGAUGGCCGCCUCCGACCCAGCCCCAGCGGCCUUCUGGACACCAUCGAGGACUUAGGAGAUGAUCCUGCCCUGAGUUUAAGAUCUGGCACAAACCAGGCAGAUCCCCGGACAGAGGCCUCUGAGGAUGACCUGGGAGACAAGGCUCCCAAGAGGGCCAAAUCCAUCAAAAAAAUGCCCAAAGCAGAGCCACUGACUUCUAAGACGCUGAAGACCCGGCCCAAGAAGAAGACCCCUGUUGGGGGCGACUCAGCCUGAGGUCCUCCAGCCCAAAGGCUGCAGAACAAGGAGGAAGCCUCAGGAAGGGCUUGGCCCCAGCCCCCGCUCCACACUGUGCCAGUAGCCAGGUGUCUCAGGCCCCUGUGGCCCCCUCAGCCAUUUCCGGUGCCUGCCCAGUGGCCACUUCUCUGGAAGGGGCUUGGAAAAGAGGAGGGGGGCCCAGCUGUGGGGGUUGAGGGUAGAGGCUGGACCAGGGGCUGGGGAUUGAGCUGCCCCAGGAGGUGGGGACUGGUCGA